CUCAAAUCAGCGGGGUACAAUCACAAUUCUUCACUGGAGAUCAAAUCGGAUCUGAAAUCCUGAUGUGCAAGUGAGCAAUUUCAUAGUGUGAAGGGAGAAGAAGAUGCAGUGGUACGUGGUCGCUUCAUUCCUCACCAUUCUCACAAGCUCCCAGGGAAUAUUGACGACAUUAUCUCAGAGUAACGGGGGCUACAAGUAUGACUAUGCCACCGUACCUUUUCUUGCUGAAGUUUUUAAGCUCAUUGUGUCUAGUAUGAUGCUGUGGAGAGAAUGUCAGGCGUCAACUCCUCCUAAAAUCACGACUGACUGGAGAAGUGUUCGGCUAUAUCCAAUUCCUUCUGUGAUAUACCUCAUUCACAACAAUGUGCAGUUUGCUACAUUAACCUAUGUUGAUACCUCCACUUAUCAGAUAAUGGGAAACUUAAAGAUUGUUACGACUGGAAUACUGUUCAGUGGAUGGCUAUCGUUCUAUUGGCUAUUGGAACAACCACAAGCCAGGUCAAAGGUUGUGGAGAAACUUCUUCAAAUCCCUUCCAGAUUUGGUGCAAUGUUCAACAUGGCCAAACUUACCAUUGAUGAUUUUAGAAGUGGAUUCGAGAAUGGUCCAUGGUGGCGACGCCUUUUCAAUGGAUAUAGUGCAACAACUUGGCUGGUAGUGUUAAAUCUUGGUUCAACUGGGCUGUUAGUAUCAUGGUUGAUGAAGUAUGCAGAUAACAUCGUUAAGGUGUAUUCCACGUCGAUGGCCAUGUUAUUGACAAUGCUGGUAUCUGUGUACAUUUUCAAUUUCAAACCGACUCUUCAGCUCUUUUUGAGAAUCAUUAUCUGCAUGAUGUCGCUGCACAUGUAUUUUGCCCCUCCAACCGUGCUCGUGGACUUGCCCCUGACAGCAAAAGCAUCAACUGAAAGUGUAGAAGAAGUUUCUGUUGAUCAAAAAACAACUUCCUAGAGCGCACAUGUGAGCCUCAGUCCUCUCUUGUUAUCCCUUUUUUAAUUCCGGAAAUUGCACAGAGGAAUAUUUUCCGAUCCUCAGAACCUGGAAGAUGUAGAAACAUGGAACUAAGCCUUAAUCACCACAGGGAUACUUACAACAGUUAGGCAGUACAGGGUGAUUUCUCCGGUCGAGUGCCACCACAACUGGUGGGGGCGGCCGCAACCACUGACAACGAGAGAUGUGAGGGGUGCCUACUUUUUGUCUCCCAGGUACAACAACUAACUCCACAGCAAAUUGUUGUUGCAUUAUCAAUGGCCACCCAAGUCAUGUAGUGCUUACUUUUUUUUGAAUCCUUAUACGCCAGCAAGUAAAUAUAUAUGUCUUACAUUCAAGGGCAAUUUCAUCAAAUAAUUUGUAACAAUUCUGGCUUGUCCAUAAUUAUUGCACUUUACUAAGUAGUAGUUUACUAAGAUUUUUCAACCUUGUCAAGAAAGGGUCACUUAUUGUUGGCUA
This is a messenger RNA of Salvia splendens (bonfire salvia), 1444 nucleotides long. Its product is annotated as CMP-sialic acid transporter 1. Gene Ontology annotation, biological process: pyrimidine nucleotide-sugar transmembrane transport. Gene Ontology annotation, molecular function: pyrimidine nucleotide-sugar transmembrane transporter activity. The transcript has 8 exons. The coding region runs from base 104 to 946 and encodes 280 amino acids. Lineage: Eukaryota; Viridiplantae; Streptophyta; Magnoliopsida; Lamiales; Lamiaceae. The record is from RefSeq and is a predicted model, not a curated record. Gene Ontology annotation, cellular component: Golgi membrane.